Marmota flaviventris (yellow-bellied marmot) is the source of this 3171-nucleotide messenger RNA. The record is from RefSeq and is a predicted model, not a curated record. Lineage: Eukaryota; Metazoa; Chordata; Mammalia; Rodentia; Sciuridae.
GUGCAGCGGAGAGCACUUGGGGAGAACCGUCCAAUCCCGACUCAGCCAGCGAGUACAAGGGCGGCUUCCGUGAUCUGGCCGGGCCCUUUCCUUCUGAGCCGCCCUUCUCGCUAUCUGGCUUUAGGCUUCUGUCGCCAGCCCUGGGGUCCCAGGUGGCUUUGCCCUGCAGGUGCUGAAGAUCCCUGGUGGCCGCCUGACUCCCGAGCGCCAGGAAAUGGAACUGUUGACAUUCAGGGAUGUGGCCAUUGAUUUGUCUGAAGAGGAAUGGGAAUACCUGGAGCCUGCUCAGAGGAAUUUAUACAGAGAUGUGAUGUUAGAGAACUACAGAAACUUGGUCUUCCUGGCCAUGACCUCUCAUCAUACUCAGAAAAUUUUACCAGAACCCAGCAGACAGCAUUUAUUUAUAAAAGUGAUAAAGAGAAGAUAUGAAUAUUGCAAACUUGACCAUUUACAACAAAAGAAAAUACAGAACAGUGUAGGUAACAGUGAAGGUCAGAAAUCAUAUUAUAAAGGACAAGACCAAUUAGAAGUGACUAUUCUUAAUAAAAAUGUCCUUAAUACCAUCCACAGUCCUCAAGAAGAUUUAAUAGCUCACAAAAGUAUUCAAUUUAUAACUGAAGGACAAGUUUCUGAAAGUGCUGAUUUUGAAAAUGUUUUUACAAUCUCUCCAUCAUUCUGCAAUGAACAAAAGAUUUCUUCUUCUGCCCAAACAUACACUUUUAAUGAUUGUGGAAAGGCCCGUAUGCACUCCAUACUACUUAAUCAAAAUUCAGAUAUAGGUUUCUGGAAAGCAUGUAAUACAUGUGAUGAAACAAGCAACACCUUCAGCCAGGUCUCUAUGCUAAGCAAUUACCAGUGCCCUUACAUUGGAGAGAAAAAGCAUGAAUGUAGCAAAACUCAUAACAACUUUAGCUUUGGUUGCAAUAAAAGAGAACAUCAGUGUGGUCAUUGUGCACAGAACAUUUACAAAAAUGAGAAAUGGGAGAAUAUCUUUUCUCAAUGCCCAAAUCACCAUCCAAGUACUCAGUACCAAGAGAUGCCUUGCUAUUGUGAGGAAUAUGAGAGACCUUCUUAUCUAACUACAAGUCUUUCUCAGUAUAGUGGAGCUCAACCUGGAAGGGAGCCUUACAAAUUUAAGAAAUGUGGUCAAGCAGGGAAUUCCACACCACUUUUCAAACACCACAGGUACCAUAACAGUGAACAACACUUCAAAUUUAAAGAAUGUGGCAAAACUUAUAAUCAAGAACAACCCUCUUUUAAGCACCACAGAAUUCAUAGUGGACAGAAAUCCUACAAAUGUGAAGAAUGUGGCAAAUCCUUUAAUAUUUGCUCAACAAUUUCUAAAAACCUGAGAUGGCAUAGCAGUGAAGAAGCAUACAAAUGUAAGGAAUGUGAAAAAAAAAUUAAGAAUUUUUCAACCCUUCCUCAAUGCCAAAGUAUUCCUAUGGGAGAGAAGCCCCACAUAUGUGAAGAAUGUGGGAAAAGUUUUACUAAAAGAGGACAACUUACUCAACACCAGAGAAUACAUAUCACAGAGAAGCCCUACAAAUGUGAAGAAUGUGGGAAAGGAUUUACUCGAAGAGCACAACUUACCCUACAUCACAGUAUUCAUACUGGAGAGAAGCCCUACAAAUGUAAGGAAUGUAGCAAGGCUUUUAGGUGUAGUUCGUAUCUUACUCAACAUCAGAGAAUUCAUACUGGAGAGAAGCCCUAUAGAUGUAAAAAAUGUGGGAAAGAAUAUAGACAAACUGCAGGUCUUUCUCAGCACCAGAGUACUCAUACUGCAGAGAAACCCUAUAAAUGUAAAGAAUGUGGGAAAGGAUUUACUCGAAGAACACACCUUACUCUACACCACAGUAUUCAUACUGAAGAGAAACCCUACAAAUGUAAGGAAUGUAGCAAAGCUUUUAAUCGAAGAUCAAACCUUACACAACACCAGAGAAUUCAUACUGGAGAGAAGCCCUACAAAUGUAAAGAAUGUGGGAAAGAAUAUACUCAAAGAGCAGGUCUUACUCUACACCAGAGUACUCAUACUGUAGAGAAGCCCUACAAAUGUGAAGAAUGUGGAAAAGGAUUUGCUCAAAGAGUACACCUCACUCUACACCACAGUAUUCAUACUGGAGAGAAGCCCUACAAAUGUAAGGAAUGUGGCAAAGCUUUUAGGUGUAAUUCAUUUCUUACUCGACAUCAGAGAAUUCAUACUGGAGAGAAGCCCUACAAGUGUAAAGAAUGUGGGAAAGAAUAUACUCAAAGAGCAGGCCUUGCUCAUCACCAGAGUAUUCAUACUGGAGAGAAGCCCUACAAAUGUGAAAAAUGUGGCAAACGAUACACUCAAAGAGUAGGGCUUACUCAGCACCAGAGAUUUCAUACAGGAGAGAAGCCCUACAAAUGUAAUAAGUGUGUUAAAGCUUUUAGGUAUAAAUCAAGCCUUACCCAGCACCAGAGAAUUCAUAAUGCAGAGAUUCAAGUUGAAGAAUAUUGGAAAGGUCUUUAGUAUGGUUUACUCAUCACCAGCCAAUAAUAAUGAGGAGAGGUAGUACAAAUGUAAAAACUGUUGCAGACCUUUUAGCAAUGGCUCAAACAUUGCUUAUCACUGGAGAAUUCAUGUGCAAAGAAUCCAGAACAGUGUAAAUACUGUGCCCAAGUCUUUACACAAAUUUCAAGUUUUCCUUAACAUUAGAAACCUGAUACCUAUACGGAAUUGGGAAAGAUAUUUGCCUGAAAUACAUGCCUUAAAAAACAGCAAAAUAUCUACAAUAAAGAAAACAUCUUUAGAAAUAUAAGAAAUAUAGCAAAGCCCUUAUCUGUACUUUGUAUCUUGAUAUAUGUGAGAGGGAAAUGAGAAAAUUCUUUUAACUUUUGUUUAAAAUUUGUUAAAAAUCCCUAGGUGAGGUGGGAGAAAUAAAGAAAUUAUCACAAGUACUAUAAAAUAGUGCAGAAAACUUGACUCUGGAAGGAUGUAAAUUUAUUAUAAAUCAAAGACUUCUCAACAUUUUCACUUUUGAAAACUGAAGAAAACAAUUUAACUUAGAUUUUUUUUAGAAGAAGAAGACAUGUUCCUAAGAGUUGUUAGUCUAUAAUUUCAAGACUUUACAGUGGAUUAUAAAAUAGUUUAUUCACAUUGUGUAUAAAUUUUCCCACUAAAUAAAAGUAAAAAUUUUUAAUGUUUAA